Messenger RNA from Leishmania mexicana MHOM/GT/2001/U1103, 2643 nucleotides. RefSeq lists its product as hypothetical. Lineage: Eukaryota; Euglenozoa; Kinetoplastea; Trypanosomatida; Trypanosomatidae. The record is from RefSeq and is a predicted model, not a curated record. Gene Ontology annotation, biological process: actin cortical patch localization. Bases 1 to 2643 code for a protein of 880 amino acids. Gene Ontology annotation, cellular component: plasma membrane. The transcript has a single exon.
AUGCUUCCCGACGGGGCGGAGAAGGUCAAUGUGACGCGCACGGUCUUCGUUGUGAAUCGACCGCAACCCCCUUUGUACCUGCGCUUUCCCGUCUACCGCUUUGCGCAUGUUUCGGCGAGUACCGGCAGCAGCGACACCCAGGCGGUCUGGGAGCGCCACCCUGGCGAGGAAACCGCGCGGUAUGUGCCUGAAAUUCUCCUUAUCAACGCCACGACGGAGGAGCUGUCGCUGCGGUACAAGGAUACGGAGAUCGAGGCUCCAUGCGCUGUCCCCAUGGAAAACAUAUCGUCUCUGCCGAACAUACCGGCCGACGUCGUGCGCUUCUCAAAGCAGCUAGAGGCGAUGCUGAAGAACGAGGCGACGCUGGACAGGAGUCGCUCGGCAUCCUUUGCGUCUGGCGGCGACACAAAUAUAAUGGAUGUUGGUGCGGCGGCAUCAAGCGGCGCGGGUGGACGCGGUGGUGGCCUUGGCGCUGCCUCUGUAGCAGUGGGCGGCGGUGGCCCCAGUGGCGGUGGCGGGGGCAACAGCAUCGGGGACUACGCGUUUGUCCUUGUCGACUACACAACCGCUGCAGCGGCACGCCAGGAGGGCUACCUAAUGAAGGUGUCGCACUUUGACCGCUUGCUACAGACGCUGACGACUCUUCUCCAGCGCGAAAAAACGGCCGCCGCAGCAGCCGCUUCGGGUGCGGCACGGGCCAAUAAUAGCGGCGCCGCCCCUGCUGCGGCGGCUUCCGAGUCCAUCGUCACGCCACUGACGAAAGCCGGCUCGUUGUGCACCAUGAAUUCUACGAGGAAAGCGCAGCCGGGCAGCACCGCCAACGAUACCUUCAAGGCAACGGACCGCGAUAUCCGACUUCCUUCCAAGCCGGACAUGUAUGGGGGCUGUCAUUCCGGCCUAAGCGGCGAAGGCAGCUCUGUUUCCCCGGAGCCGCGCUUAGCCGGUGGCGACGGCGGCGCUGACACGCAGAGCACCACGAGCUCUAUGGAGCAGUCUGGCCACUUGAUACUGCCAAGAACCGAUCCGACGGUCAGCGACGACGACAGUGACGCAGACUCGGUCGGCGGGGGACAUCAUAUGGAUGCGUUGUCCACUCCUGCCGUCGCUGCGGCGGCCACGCAAAAGGGACGGAAGGGUGCUUCGACUGAAGCAUCGCGACCGGUACUGUUUGGCCUGUGCGCUGUUGUUUCAAAGCGUGACAGCACCGCCCGCCGCGGCGGCAUCACCAAGAGCGUCGCCGUGCUUGGGCCAUCGCUGGUGUGGCUCGAGCCGUUCUUUCCUAUCCUCGUCGCUGCCGCUCAGUACUGCUGUGACGUCAACGGCACCGACGAGAGCGCGCUGCGGGAGCUGCAGCGCAUCCUAAAGCGUUGCUACGACUCGGUGAACAAUGCAGCAGGGAUGGUGGCAGCAGGGUGCGCCAAGGUGGACCAGCUCACGGCAGAGGUCAGCAAGUACUGCACCCUGAGCAGUGGGCAGCAGGCCUACGUCUACUACAACGACGCCCCCUUCGGCAACACCAUCAAGGCCAAACUCCCACUCUCACCCGAGUCGAGCGACAUUGUGUUCACACGAUACAGCCUCGAGAGUCUCAUCGAGGCCCUCGGCCCGUCGUCGCUACAUCUUCUUCUCGGCAUCCUCACAGAGAAGAAGAUCCUCAUCCUCUGUCGCAAAGGCGAGGCGGCCGACGUGUGUGAGGCUGCCCUCUCGCUCGGCAUCAUCGGCAACAUGCUGGACCGCAACUUCAUGGCGCAAAAGGUGUUCCCAUACGUCUCCGUGAGCAGCGUGAAUCACUUCAUGCAGGUGCCAGGCUACAUCGUUGGAACCCUCAACCCCAUCUUCGACAACGUCAACCCGUGGGGCUGGGAUCUGCUGUGCGACCUCGACAACAAAUCCGUCAUCACGGCGGCAGAGCGACUGCAGCGCAAGACGACGGGCCUGUCGUCAUCUGCCGGCGGCAACUGGUCCGCGGCGACAGCUGGCUUGGCGAACGCCGUUGGUGUUGGCGGUGGAAACGACGCUGAGGCACUGCGCAGCUUUCCUGCCCCGCUGCAGCAGCUGUACAAACAGCUGAUGAAAACCAUCUAUCACCUCCGCGCGCUGCGCAUCGGCGCCGUGGAGCGGAACCACCGUCUUCGACUAAUGGUGGAGGACUUUGUCUACACCGUGGUUCUCGUCGGUUACGUCAGCGGGGGCAGUGUGUCGGUGCCGAAUGCGCUCUAUUCAACCUUCGCUCACCGCUCCCUUUCAGCACUGCGGUCGGAGAUGAUGCUGACAUCCAUGACGGACAACAUCCGCACUCACAUUUUGCACCGUGGUGAGAACCCAACCUUGCUACUACACUGCGUGGCUCUGCGCCACUGCGCAUGGGGUGAAACUCCGGUGCAACGGACGCUGCAAGCUCUGCUGGGCCUGCUUAACACCGCGUACGACGUGAAGCUCUUUCUCCGACGCAUGCCGCUGGCGGUUGGAGGGCUAAACGCAGUGAGCAUGCAGCUUACAAGCCCCUCGGCCGAGGCGCGAGCGGCGGCCGCGGCACUGCUGGCGCGUGUGGAGCUGGUGCCGGAGGGAAAGGCUGCAAUUGCUUCCAUGAGCAACUUCUUCGUGAUGAUUUACGAGAAUGGCAUGGCUGGGGCGAGCCGGUGA